AUGGAUGAUUAUUUAUAUAAUAACUAUAUGAAUGAAUUACAAACAACGAGCACAUCUUAUAAUAACAUUAAUGAUAAGGAUAUAAUAGAAAACGAAAAUAUUAAUGAUAUGAUUAUAUAUGACAACAUAAGUCAUAAAAUAAAAUCGUUUUAUGAUUCUUAUGAUAAUGAAAAGAGUAGCUGUAGUAGUAGUAGUAGUAAUGCCCCAGGUAGAGGUGUGAGUACAAAAAAAUUUAAGUUAGUAGAAGGUAAGGUAGUGGACUCCCAUAACAGUUACAGCAAUAUUGGCGAAAGUAGUAUUAGCCAAAGUAGUAGUAAUAGUGAUAAUCGCAUGGAGGACAGUAGCAAGAACAUGCAUACGUUCAAAGCGAAUGUAAAAAACAGUAGCAGUGAUGGUUAUAAUGAAGAACUAUCGGUACAAAGUAACUAUGCAUGUAAUGUAAAUGAUACAAAAAGUAAUAGAAAUGGUAGUAGUAGUAGUAGUAGUACUACUACUAGUACUAGUAGAUGUCUCUUGAAUAAUUUGCACAAGGAAGAAUUUUCGUCAAAUGUUGUACUAGGUAGUAACAUUCAAAUGAAUAAUAGCAGUGUAGAGAGUGUUAAUGUUAAUGUUAAUGUUAAUGUUGGUGGUGAUAGUACGAAGAGCAAUGGGAUUUAUAAUAAUAAUUUGGAAAAUGGAGGAGGUAGUAAUAUUAAUGCAGUAGCAAAUAUACAAAACAUGGAGAACUUGAAGAAUAACCAAGGUGUUGCAGAGAAUGACAACAUCCAUUACGGAGAUUUAGAUUUAGAUGGGAAUAAUAAUGCAAAUACUAUUCCUGAGGGGGUUCUAGAGUAUUUGAACUAUUAUCGUGAGUAUGACAACAGUGGAAAUGACUUGAACGAAAGCGGAUUUAACAAUGGAGGUAUUAAUGAUGGUCGUUAUGCAGGAGGAGUGGUUCAUAGUGAAUCCUUUUUAGAAACACAAGGAAUGCUACAAAACGAGAUGAGCAGCGUAAGCAGUAGUAGUGGUAUUAUGAACAGUUGCAUGAAGAACAAUAAGAAAAAUUUUCAUCGUGUUCGAAAUAAACAUAUGCCUGAUGGAGAAGUAGCAUCAUCAGGUGUAGAACAAGAUUUGGUUAUUAUGCAAAGAAAUCAGAUGAGUAAUAAUAAUAAUAAUAAUAAUAAUGUAGCAACAACAUCCACUACAACAUCAACCACAUCAACGAGUAAGAGUGCAAAGUAUUUUGACCCUUUACACCGUCAGAACAGCAACAGCACUUUUGUAAAUAGCGAGUUUAGUAACCACUUGGAGGAGGAAGAUGGUUGGAACAAGACCAACAACCACAGUAGUAGUAGCAGCAGGCAUAGUAGUAAUAACACGGGGAACAUAGGAAGUGGUAAUGCUGGCGGUACUAACACAGGCAGUACUAACAUAAACGUUAAUAUGAUUUGUAAUAAUGCCAGUGCAACGAAUAUGUAUGAUCAUUUUUAUGAUAAAAACAAUGUUAACAAAGACAUGUAUGCUAACAUGCACAAGGUUAAUAAACAUGUUCAGGGAAGCGAGCAUUAUAAUUUUCCUAAUAAACAAGAUCGUCAGUAUAACAGUAAUAUUAUGUACAACAUGAAUAGUAACCUUAUGGAUGGUGGUGUUUCUACACAAACAAGUUAUUUCCACCAGAGUACAACUAGCCUAAGUGAUAUGUACAAGGACAGUGAGAAGACUGAAAGGAAAGAGGUGAAGAGAGGAAGGAAAAAGGGUAUAUUCAAAAAAGAAGAAGAAAAUGAUGAUAGUAACAAUGAUAGUAAUAAUGAUAGUAAUAAUGACAAAAACAAUGAUAAUAAUAGUAAUAAUAAUAGUAAUAGUAAUAGUAAUAGUAAUAGUAAUAGUAAUAGUAAUAGUAAUAGUAAUAGUAAUAGUAAUAGUAAUAGUAAUAGUAAUAGUAAUAGUAAUAGUAAUAGUAAUAGUAAUAGUAAUAAUAGUAAUAGUAAUAGUAAUAGUAAUAGUAAUAGUAAUAGUAAUAGUAAUAGUAAUAGUAAUAGUAAUAGUAAUAGUAAUAGUAAUAGUAAUAGUAACAUGCAAACAAAUGUAGCUGAGCAAAAUCAAAAGGAUGAAAAUUUGGGAAGCUGCAAAAAUGGCGAAGCAGGAGAAGAAAUCGUUAUUCGUAAUAGCUUCACCUCCUUUAAUGCAUCUUCUAUAUGUUACAUGACCAACAAAGGAUAUAAUUUUAAUCUGAGUAUACGAAAGAAUUAUAUAAAAUAUAGACACAAUUAUUAUCGUAACAAGAAGUUAUGGUAUAAAUUAAAUAUGAAAAGGUGUUGUUCAGUCAUGGUGGAUAAUCAAAUGGGGUCAUCUAAUCAAAUGGAGGCUACUGAUUAUGUAUGCCUUGAUGUGCUUAAGUGUUAUCCGGAAAAGAAGGGAAGCAGUAAUAACAAUGAUGGUUGUAGUAUCGAUUAUGGCAACAAUAGUAGAAGUAAUAGCAAUAAUGACGAUAAUAUUAAUAAUAGCGAUAAUAUUAAUAAUGGAGAUAAUUUUAAUAAUGGAGAUAAUUUUAAUAAUGGAGAUAAUUUUAAUAAUGGAGAUAAUUUUAAUAAUGGAGAUAAUUUUAAUAAUGGCGAUAAUAUUAACAAUGGCGAUAAUAUUAACAAUGGCGAUAAUAUUAACAAUGGCGAUAAUAUUAACAAUGGCGAUAAUAUUAACAAUGGCGAUAAUAUUAACAAUGGCGAUAAUAUUAACAAUGGCGAUAAUAUUAAUAAUGGCGAUUAUAUUAAUAAUGGCGAUAACCCGUGUGAUAAUAUGUGCAAUAGCGUUUACAAUAGCGCGUACAGCUGCAAUGAUAACAAAGAGAACAUAUACAAUGAAGGAAAUGAAGAAGAGGAGGAAGGAGGGGGCAUAUCACUCAUAGUUAGUGGUGAUAAGAAGAAAAAUAGCAAUAGAAGGGGUAGGAGGAGAAAAAGAGGUAGAAAAAAGAAAAUUAAUAAUUUGGUGGUAGGUGCAGGAGAAGUAGAAGUAGCAGGAACAGUAGCAGGAAAGGUAAGAGGACGAAGGGGAAGGAGAAGGAAAAGCACCAGCGCCUCUUCCCUACUUCGAACAAUGGAGGGACAAAUAGUAGACAGUAGUAGUAUUUAUAGUAACACCAAAGCAAAUUAUCAUUUUCCUCAUUUAAAUGCAGAAGAUUAUUAUUUAAAAAGGAAGGGUAAUAAUAAUGAUAUGUCGAACUAUAAUGCUUCAGCUCGGUUGUUAUGUAACAACAAUUUACAUGAAGAUGUAACAGACGAGAUUUAUAUAAACGAUUACCCUGGUGGGAACAAAACUGAUGAUGAUUGUGUAUAUAGAGAUAAUAAUAAAAGAAAAAAUAAAAGAAAAAAACGUAUAUAUAUAUGUAAAAAUAAGCAUUUUUGUAAAUAUCUUAGUGAUGAUGAUAUAACCUUUGAAAAUUAUUGUAGCUAUUUUUAUGAGAAUGUGGAAUGUGUAAAUGUAUAUAGUUACUUGCAUUAUUUUAAAAUAUUAAAUAAAAAAAAAUUAAAAGUAAAAAUUAAUAAUAUGCAACCCAAGCUAGACUUUAGUUAUGACUUUUUCCUAAGCUCCAUUUAUAAUACGAACAGUCAGAAGAGGGCCCGUGUUGUAACAGCUAGUAGUAACGUUAGCGGUAAUGUUAGUGGCAAUGUUAGUGGUAAUAUUCGCGUUAAGAAUGAGAAUAGCAGUGGAAGUAAUGGAAAUAAUAUUGACACGACGUUCGUUUUGGAUGAUAUGUGUAACAAUGAUGAGGAAUCAUUUAUUGAUGAACAAGAACUGAUUGAUGAUAACAAUAGUGAAUAUCAUGUAGAAGUGUAUAGGAUGAUGAUACACUUAAAUUACUUAUUCUCUGUUGAUGAUUUCGUUCUGAUAACAUGCUAUGAAAAGAUAUUCAAAUAUAAACAAAUAAAAACAGAAUUCAUUAUCUGCUUUAGAGAAGUUUUAUUUAAUUGUAGAGAUCGAUUUGAAGAUGAUUCUUCUUAUAACAAUCUUAUAAAAGGAAGAUUGUCUUACGAUUUUAAUUAUGAAGAGGAAGAAAAUUAUGAACAGGGAAAUAACAAUAACAAUGUUAGCGACAUUAACAAUAUUAGGGGAAUUAACCAUGCAACUAUUGUAGAAGAUGAGGAAGAUAUUGAAGAAGAUAUAAUGCAGUACAAUAAUAAUAGCUGUGUUGAUGAGGAAAUGAUACCACAUAUAACAGUGAACGGUGUAACAAGGGAAGGUGGAGGUGGAGGAGGAGUACUAAGCAGUGGCAGCAGUAGUGGUAGACGUAUGAAAAGUAGAUAUGGUGAAGAAGGAGUAGAGGGGAGUAGUAGUAUUGGUCCCUUGAGCAGAUCCGCAAAUAUACAUAAAAGAGGAGGAGGAGGAAGAAGUGCCAGUGGUGGUAGUAAUAUGAUGCAUGGAAAUAAUAAAAUGAAAAAUAGCUCAAUUAGUAAUAAUAGUGGUAGUAGUAGUAAAGGAUAUUCAUUAAGAAAGAAAGGGAUACAUGGGGAAAGAUUAAGUUAUAGUAAUUUUGAACAAAGAUGUAACAACAAGUAUUACACGGGAGCAGAAAUAGCAGCCGCUUCAUCGGGUAUUGGUAGAAAGAGAAAAAAGAUGAAUAACAGCCAUAUCGAACAACAGCAACAGCAUCAUCAUCUUCAACACCAACAGCAGCAACAGCAACAGCAACAGCAUCAUCAUCUUCAACACCAACAGCAGCAACAACAGCACCAUCAUCUGCAACAUUAUCAUCAUCUUCAGCAGCACCAUCAACCGCACAAUCAUCAACAACAUCAUAUGCAUAACUAUGAAGGAGAUGAUAUGGAUGAGAUGAGUAUGGAGCGAAUGGGGCAUCAUAUGCGCGCGGGGAAUGGUAUGAAUAAUAUGAAUAACGACAAUUGUAAUGGUAAUAGUAAUAAUAAUAGUAGUAACAAUAAUAGUAAUAGUAAUAGUAAUAAUAACAGUAACAAUAACAGUAACAGUAACAGCUUGGAGCAUAUGAAUGGCUUUGUUUUUGAUGAGCAGCAUUAUAUUAACAAUAUUUACAUUAAGGACGAACUGAAAGAUUCCAGUCAUAAUUAUGUAUAUGAUAUUAACGCAAUGGGAGAAAGGAAAGAUGAUAAUAUGGGGUUUCAUAUGGAUCAUGAUAAUAACCAACACAAUGAUUAUAAUGAUAUCGUAGUAGACAUUAAGGAUGAAAUGUCUAUGGAUAUAAACGACACUACAUUAAGAUUAACAAGUUUAGAUGUAGAAGGAGCAAAAAGUUUGACUGAGAAUAUGUUAUUGAAUAAUAAUUGUAGCAGUACUAUUGGUAUGGGUAUUAACAACUUAUCGACAAUUGAUACGACUCUCUUAGGAUUGGAACCAAAAAUUAGAAGUAAGAGUAAACAUAAAACAGAAGGAAAAGAAAAAGUUAAAAGAAGAAGAAGAAAUCAUUUUAAUAAAAAUAGUCUUGAUAUGGCAAGAGCAUAUGGGGAUAUGAUGAAUGACAGUAGUAAUAAUUUUAUGUACAAAAAUUUCGUUAUGCAAAAAAAAGCAAAUAACUGCUCUUAUUUAAAUUUUAAUGAAAUAAAAGAACAUUUAAAAGAUCUGAACGUUUUGAAAAGUGGAGCUAACUGGAAAACUUACAAAAUGGAAGAUUUACCUAAUGAGUUAUAUAAAAAUAUUAGACCAAUAAAUCAAAGAGUUACAGGCUUUAAAACUGUUUUACUAGUUGAUGAGUUAUUUGAAAAAUUAUGGGAGUUUCCUAACACUGAUAUUAUAAAAGUUAGAACCGUUACCAGGGGCGACCAGUUCAUAGGGGAUAUUAGAAUUGAUUUCUACUACAGACAGAGUGAGAGGACCUUGUGUCGUGCUUGUGGAAGGCAUAUCCUGAAGCAGAAGUUUGCAACCGAGCAUUACCAGAGAAAUAUAAAUUGCUGGAAGGAGGUCAUGUGGAGAUUAGGUAUUCCCGAGUUGCACUAUUACAACACAGUCAAAAAUGAUUUCUUCGAUUCGCGCAUUAUGAACACGGAGAACAACAAUGAGCAGGUGCUUCUGGAGAGAACGUUGAUAUUGUACAACCAGGAGAUGAUUAAGAAAGCGACAGAUUUUGUAAAUGAAGAGUUAAAAUAUUAUGAAGAGAAUGUGAUAAGUAAGCCUCGAAAGAAUAAAGCAAAUAACUGCUUUGAGUUGGAUAUAUUAAUUUUGGAUGACAACAAUAUUAUACUUCCAACGGUAAAAAAUGAACUGGAUGAGCCGUAUUUUGAAAUUUCUGGUAUAUAUCCAAACAAUGGUUUUCCAGAUGAAAAUUAUUCCAAAAAUUUUUGUUUUAUAAAGAUAACGUUUAACAAAUUAGGUGGAAUGGUAUUAAGGGAUUUGUUUACACUCGAAUGCGAAUUUUUGGUUGACUGGGGCGAUAAUUUAUUAAUACAAGCAAAGAAAUAUACGCUGCAUGAGGUAUAUAAUACUGCAGAUUCGUAUGAUAUAAAUUUAAGAAAUUUAUAUGAUCAAGGUUUUGCAUAUUUACGAUGUAAUAUACCACAAAAGAGUAAUGGAAAAGUAAAUUUGAAAGUUCGAAUUCCUAAGACCGUGUGGCAUUAUUGGGAAGCAAUAGCUGAUGAGACGUUAAAAAUAAAUUAUGAAUUUCUUGAUAAGCAUAAUGUACAUAGGCAAUUAUUAUUUUGUUCGUAUUUAGAUAAUAUAAAUAAACAUUUUACUGCAUAUGUAAAGAGCUCCUCAAAAAAUAGUACAAAUAGUAAUAAUAAUAUGUUUGAUAUGACAAGUAGUAAUGAAAAUUUUAAUGAAAAUAAUAGUACUAGUAAUCAUGAUCAUCAUCACCACCACCAUCAUAUGGCUAUGAGUAAUCAUAAUAAUUCCCCUGAGUAUUUAAAAUUGGAGGAUGAGUAUACACAUAGGGUAAUACCACCAUUUGUUGAAAGUUGUACGAAAAAAUCGAAAAUGAGUAAUAAUAAUAGUAAUAAUAAUGGAAGUAGAAAUAAUAAUAAUAAUAAUCAUAAUAAUAAUAAUAAUAAUAAUCAUAAUAAUAGUAAUAGUAAUAAUCAUAAUAAUAAUAAUCAUAAUAAUAAUAAUCAUAAUAAUAAUAAUCAUAAUAAUAAUAAUCAUAAUAAUAAUAAUCAUAAUAAUAAUCAUAAUAAUAAUCAUAAUAAUAAUCAUAAUAAUAAUCAUAAUAAUAAUCAUAAUAAUAAUCAUAAUAAUCAUAAUAAUCAUAAUAGUAAUAAUAGUAAUAAUAGUAAUAACGGAAGUAGUAAUCAUAAUCAUAAUAAUAAUCAAAAUAACAGUAAUAAUAGUACCUCAUCUGACCAUAUGAGUAAUAACAAAGUGCAUUCAUAUAAUUACAGCUCACCCAAAUCAGAGAUUAAUAAUAAUAGUUUAAACAACAUAAAUAAUCGUGUAAUGUAUAGUCCCAAUAAUAAUAACUCAUAUAAUAAUAUAGAUUUUUCUCUUAUGAACAGUAUUUCUUAUCAGAAUUUUCAGAAUUAUAAUAUUGGUAAUUUGGCAAACGAUUCAGACACAAAAUGCUCCAAGAACUACGACCAGUACGGCGCUCACCUAGAGUUGAACUACUGA
Molecule: messenger RNA, 7542 nt
Organism: Plasmodium malariae
Lineage: Eukaryota; Apicomplexa; Aconoidasida; Haemosporida; Plasmodiidae
Product: conserved Plasmodium protein, unknown function
Exons: 3
Coding region: 1-7542 (2513 amino acids)
Source: RefSeq, a predicted model, not a curated record